This is a messenger RNA of Sinocyclocheilus rhinocerous, 1606 nucleotides long. Its product is annotated as metabotropic glutamate receptor 7-like. The annotation marks the transcript as partial. The transcript is spliced from 4 exons. Gene Ontology annotation, cellular component: membrane. Gene Ontology annotation, biological process: G protein-coupled receptor signaling pathway. Gene Ontology annotation, molecular function: G protein-coupled receptor activity. The record is from RefSeq and is a predicted model, not a curated record. Lineage: Eukaryota; Metazoa; Chordata; Actinopteri; Cypriniformes; Cyprinidae.
UUUUCGCAAGACCAAAAGACGUAUCACCGCCUAAGCUUGCUUGCUUUCUCUCAAAUGUAAUAAGCAGCACCUGCUCCGAGCGAAAAAAUGGGAGGAUGGUACGGAUAUCUCACCUGACGUCGAUUCUCUGCAACAUUUUUUCUCUGACCGUUAUACGCGACGCGGCAUUCUGAACGAAAACUUUUUUUGCCGCCUUACUUUUUUUAAAAAUAAAAUCCGUUAAGACUCAGUCGCGAUGGUUUUACAGUGGUGUUAUGACAUCAGCGUGGAUCGGACGUUUUAGUCGAAUAUCUCUGCACUUUAAUGCGGUUUGCGUGUGUUUGAUUUAAGGACAAAUCAUAGAAAGAGGUACUGUACGUAUUUUAAUUUGUUUUUCUGUCUUUUUUUCUUUAUUAAAAGAAAUCAUGCAGAAUAUCUAAGCAACAAGCGUCGCCAUGCGAUGCGCACUUUCCCAAGGAAUAACGCAUCCUUCUGUUCUUGGAGAAAACCUCAACGUAUUUCCACAUCAACCUUACUUUGAAAGGCUCUAUGGCCGUUAUUGAUAUCGAUUCUGUUUUUGUUAACCAAUAAAUACUGUGAAAAGUGCCUUUUUUUUCUGUUUCCCAACGACAAGGAGACAUGGCUUGCUUUCCAUGGCGGGUAUUUUGGAUAAUUCAAGCGCUUGUGGAUGUGACACUUUCGCAGGAAAUCUACGCGCCUCAUUCCAUCAGAAUUGAGGGGGAUUUGACCCUGGGUGGCCUUUUCCCGGUCCAUGCCCGCGGGGUCUCCGGGGAACCGUGUGGAGAUAUCAAGAAGGAGAACGGGAUACACAGGUUGGAGGCGAUGCUUUAUGCAUUGGACCAAAUCAACAGUGACGACGAGCUUUUGCCCAACAUCACUUUAGGCGCUCGGGUUUUAGACACAUGUUCGCGAGACACGUACGCGUUGGAGCAGUCGCUUACUUUUGUGCAGGCUCUCAUACAGAAAGACACGUCGGAUGUGAGGUGUACGAACGGAGAGCCCCCGGUGUUCGUCAAGCCCGAAAAGGUGAUCGGAGUCAUAGGGGCUUCGGCGAGUUCAGUGUCCAUCAUGGUCGCAAAUAUACUGCGACUGUUCCAGAUUCCGCAGAUCAGCUACGCCUCCACCGCUCCAGAGCUGAGCGAUGACCGCCGGUACGAUUUCUUCUCUCGCGUCGUACCUCCCGACUCCUUCCAGGCGCAGGCCAUGGUGGACAUAGUGAAAUCGAUGGGUUGGAACUACGUGUCUACGGUGGCCUCGGAGGGAAGCUACGGCGAGAAAGGUGUCGAGGCCUUCAUGCAGAUUUCCAGAGAAGCGGGUGGAAUCUGCAUCGCUCAGUCCCUGAAGAUCCCUCACGACCACAAGCAGGCUGAUUUUGACAAGAUUAUCCGACAGCUGCUGGAGACCCGUCAUGCCCGGGCGGUCAUUAUUUUCGCUUACGACGAAGACAUUCGGGGGAUCCUUAACGCCAGCAAAAGAGCCGAUCAAGUGGGCCAUUUCCUAUGGAUCGGGUCAGAUAGCUGGGGAGCCAAGAACAGCCCUAUUCAAGGCCUCGAGGACGCCGCUAUUGGUGCCGUCACCAUCCUGCCAAAAAGAGCCACUAUUACAG